AGAUAUUCGCAAUAUUACAGCAGAUUUUAAUCUUAUGUCAAUUAGAAUUUUCAAGUGACUGCUAAAUUAUCUUCUUAAACCAUUAAUUGAUGAAUUGAACUACGACACUAAAUUACAGAACAUUUUUCUGACAAUAUUUCGCACUCAUAUUUGCAGUAUAAAAAGUGCAAGAAUAUGAUUUCAUCGAAAUGAAGAACAAGAAAGCCUCUCAUGUUGCAGAGUGAAUAAGUGUUAGAUCUGCCGUCCGUACUAUCGCAGUGAUUUACACCGGUUAUUGUGAUUGAAACUCAGACUAUGGUGACGCAAAGUGAAGCUUAAUUCGUACAACAAAAUUCUACUAUUAUAGAAAAGCUGUGUUGUUGUACACAUGUUUCGUGCUGAGGACUUAAGGAUAUUAUGAAAUUCAAACUGAUAACAAGAGUGUGAAUAAUUUGUGCUCAAUUUUCAGAGUUCUUAGAUUGGGUCGAAUAACGACGUUAAAAUUACUUAAUUUACUUCAGUAAUUCAGAAUGGCAUCGAAUUUUAGCAUGUGUGACCAAUGGGUGGGAACUUACCCUGUGAAGAUGCACAGCCUCUUCAGCGACCAACAGUCUUACUACCGUCACGCUGCAGCGUCCUACCCUCCUGUCGCCUUGCAGCAAAUGACCCCCAUGGCAAAUGCUUACGGUUACGACAGUUAUGGUGCAAUGGGCCGCUACCAUCCUUAUGGGUACGCGAAUCAACAUGGAAACCCACACAAAGACAUGGUAAAACCGCCCUAUUCAUACAUUGCGCUCAUUACCAUGGCCAUACAAAACGCCCCCGAGCAACGAGUGACGCUGAAUGGCAUUUAUCAGUUUAUAAUGGAGCGCUUCCCUUACUAUAGAGAAAAUAAACAAGGUUGGCAGAACUCCAUUCGGCAUAACCUAAGUCUCAAUGAAUGUUUUAUUAAAAUCCCAAGGGAUGAUAAAAAGCCCGGUAAGGGAUCCUUCUGGACCUUAGACCCCGAAGCAAGAAACAUGUUCGAUAACGGCUCCUACUUGAGGAGACGCAAACGUUUCAAAAAGAAAGACAUCAGUAAAGAUACAAAGGACGAAUCUAUUAAGCGUCAAAGCAGUCAAGUCGAGCUUCGGCAACCAGACGAAAGACGUCAAUCCGAUGUUCAGCCAUCACAGCCAACUGCUCUUACGGAAUGCAACACAAAUUCUCACACAAGCAUACCAAGUCAAAACGCCCCAGAGAGAGAGUCCAUUCCCAACGGCGCCGAGACCUUGUCGUCCUCGCCGCUCUGCCAACCAAAACAAGAACCUCUGGAUUCCCCAGAACAGCCCACCCCUUGCACCGGGGACGGACGUCCUCCUUCCUUACCGACCCUGCCUUUGGUUCCAAUGCAAACUCAUGACCCUAUUCCUCCAUACCUCGACCCUCCCAUCGGGUCACCCUAUGUGGUGGAUGCCCUGGGGCCCAACUCAAGAAAUGCGGAGUCACGCCAGGCAAAUUUAUCCCCGUCCAAUAUGCAAGCACUUGAUCUGCUGCAGCAGCAACACCAGCGAUUACACAACCACCUCCAGCAGCAGCAACAACAACACCAUCCACCGCAUUUGCUCGAGCAACAACCGUCUCAGCCAGUGGUCCCAACACCUACCACCUCUCAAUCCAACAGUGAUCAGCAACUCCCUAUCCACCACAGGGGCCACCACCCUCACCAGAACGACCAGCUUCCAGUGCUGACGCAACCCUCUGCUCAACAUUCCCAGCAGCAGCCAGUGGAUCACUUCAGACCGAACACUUACUACGAUGCCACGAUGGCAUACUGUCACUACGCUGCCUCCGACUGCCGCUCCCCGCUCAGCACGGACGAUGCCACGUUGCUCGGCGGCUACAGCCGCGGCUGGUACAGCCAAGUUGAUACCUCAACCUCAUCGCCUUCAGCCGCGGCUGACGCAGCCGCUGCGGCAGCUUGUUUCCCAAAUGUCCUGGAAAGGUUUGAAUCUCAACGCAUUUUAAAUAAUCCGUCUUGUCAGUUAGGUUUCAGAUCACCUUAUAAGUACGCUGCCUCUUAUUACGAUGAUAGCGUGAAGUAUUCAUAGGCUAUGGUGCAUAGUUCCCUAAAAUGACGUAUAUUAACUACUUGUUGUUCGAUAUUAAUUAGUUAUUACCAAAGACAGUUAUUUUUGUUGAAAAUGUUUUGAAUGAAGUAAGUUUUUUACUGUAAUUAUAGCUAAUAGGUGUAUAUACACGAAAUAGUGAGUAGUCUUUCAGCCUGCUAACCCGACUUUAAUUGUACUUUCGAGCCCUAGAAUUUAACUGCCUAUUCUCUACGUCAUUUUUAAAACUGUUUAACUUGAAUUAUAUCACUCAAAAAUUUAUUU
Hyalella azteca is the source of this 2351-nucleotide messenger RNA. RefSeq names its product forkhead box C1-A. NCBI's taxonomy places the organism in Eukaryota, Metazoa, Arthropoda, Malacostraca, Amphipoda, Hyalellidae. The transcript has a single exon. Gene Ontology annotation, biological process: cell differentiation; regulation of transcription by RNA polymerase II; anatomical structure morphogenesis. The record is from RefSeq and is a predicted model, not a curated record. Bases 510 to 2069 code for a protein of 519 amino acids. Gene Ontology annotation, molecular function: DNA-binding transcription factor activity, RNA polymerase II-specific; RNA polymerase II cis-regulatory region sequence-specific DNA binding.